AUGAGGUUCGAUCUGCUCAUCGCCGGUGCUGGCCUGCUCGGUUCUGUGUCUGCGGCCCAGAAGCCGACCAAGUUCGUCACCCAGAAGGACUUGAUCAAGGAGGUCAAGCUCAAGAACCUGAUCAAGGGUUCUGAGAAACUUCAGAGGAUCGCCGACAAGUACGGCGGAAACCGAGCAUUCGGUGGAGGAGGUCACAAUGCCACAACUGAGUGGCUCUACGACAGCUUGAAGAAGUACGGCGACGACUACUGGGAUGUCUACAAGCAGCCGUUUGUUGAACUGUUCACUGCCGCCACUGUCAAGCUCACCGUUGCUGGCGCUGAGGUCAAGGCUGAUUACCUCACCUACGGUCCCUCUGCCAACAACGUCAAGGGAAACCUUGUCAAGGUCAGCAACGUUGGAUGUGACGCCGCCGAUUACCCCACUGGUGUCUCUGGCAAUGUUGCUCUCAUUUCUCGUGGCACUUGCACGUUUGCCAUCAAGGCCGCGGCUGCGAAGACCGCCGGCGCUGCUGGAGCCAUCAUCUACAACAACACCCCUCUCCAGCCUCUGUCUGGAACCCUUGGAGGAGAUGGCGAUUAUGCGCCAGUCGUCGGCGUUACUCAAGAGAUCGGCAACGACCUCCUCGCUAAAGUUGGUAACGGCACUACUGAGGCCGUGAUCUUCAUUGAGGCCAUCCGCGAGAACCGCACCAAUUACAAUGUCAUUGCCGAGACCAAGGGAGGAGAUAAGAACAAUGUUCUUAUGAUCGGUGGUCACACUGACUCGGUCUUCGCGGGGCCCGGAAUCAACGACGAUGGCUCUGGCACCAUCGGCGUCCUCGUUGUCGCCGAGGCCCUUGCCAAAUACAAGAUCAAGAACGCUGUACGGUUAGGAUUUUGGGGAGCAGAGGAGUUUGGCAAGCUAGGCUCGUUUCAUUACCUUAAGACGCUGAAUGGUAGCAUCAGUGGUGGUGCGGAGGAGGUUGCCAAGAUCCGGGCAUAUCUCAACUUCGACAUGAUAGCAUCCCCCAACUACGUCUACGGCAUCUACGACGGCGACGGCAGCGCGUUCAACUUCUCCGGACCGGCAGGCUCUGACACCAUCGAGAAGGAUUUCGAAAAGUUCUACGAGGCAAACGGCGAAGCUCACGUCCCCUCGCUCUUCACCCUGCGCUCGGAUUACGCCGCCUUCCUCGAAAACGGCAUCCCCUCCGGCGGUCUGUUCACAGGCGCCGAGGUCCUCAAGACCGAGGAAGAAGCCCGUCUCUUUGGCGGCGAAGCCGGCGUGGCUCUCGACGCCUGCUACCACCAGAAGUGCGACGACAUCAACAACCUGAACCACGACGCGUACCUGCUGAACACGCAGAGCAUCGCCAACUCGGUCGCAAAGUACGCGCUCAGCUGGGACGGUAUCCCGAGGCCGAACGCUACCCUGAGGAGGAGGGAUGCAGGUGCUGCUCGCUUUGCCGCGCGCUUCGACAAGGGUGGGCACGACCACCACGGCCAACCUUGUGGCUCUGGUCACGAUGAGCUGUAG
This is a messenger RNA of Ascochyta rabiei, 1518 nucleotides long. Its product is annotated as Aminopeptidase Y. Bases 1 to 1518 code for a protein of 505 amino acids. Lineage: Eukaryota; Fungi; Ascomycota; Dothideomycetes; Pleosporales; Didymellaceae. Gene Ontology annotation, biological process: proteolysis. The transcript has 2 exons. Gene Ontology annotation, molecular function: metalloexopeptidase activity; aminopeptidase activity. The record is from RefSeq and is a predicted model, not a curated record.